Molecule: messenger RNA, 711 nt
Organism: Aspergillus puulaauensis
Lineage: Eukaryota; Fungi; Ascomycota; Eurotiomycetes; Eurotiales; Aspergillaceae
Product: DJ-1/PfpI family protein
Exons: 1
Coding region: 1-711 (236 amino acids)
Source: RefSeq, a predicted model, not a curated record
AUGGCACCCAUCCACAUCGGCUGCCUGGUCUUCGACUACCAGGCCAUCGACGUAAUCGGACCAUGCGACCUACUCAACUCCGCCACCAAGAGACUCAUGACCGGGAUUAGCUUUUACGCCCCAGUCGACCCCAAGACAAUCGAAAAGGCACCGGAUUUUGUCUUUCACCACAUCGGGGAGACACUUAGUCCUGUGAACUUACUCACCAGCGCCAUCACGCUCGUGCCCACUGCCACAGUCGAUCAUGUCCCGGAGCUGGAUAUCCUCUUAAUCGGCGGCGACAGCCCGGCCCGUUCGAACAUCCCUGAGACAUACGCGGAGUUUAUCCGUCGCCAUGUCGCGGCUGGGAAACUGCUGUUCACGACGUGCACUGGGUCGGCGGUUGUUGCUGGUACUGGGGCGUUGGAUGGGAAGAGGGCAACGGUGAAUAACAUCGAGUAUAACUGGGUCAAGGCCCGAUAUCCUGCUGUGAAGUGGACGAGGGAGAAAAAGUGGAUUGUUGAUGGGAAUGUAUGGACUGGGAGCGGUGCGGUUGCUGGGAUGGAUAUGGUUGCGCACUGGAUUAAGGAGAACUUUGGCCUGGAUGUUCUGGUGCAAGCUGCGCUCUCGCUGGAUUAUGAGCCGAGGGAUGCGGAUGGGCUGUUUACUGUGUUUCCGCAGCGGUAUGACUCGGCUGGAAAUAAGCUGUCCACGCAUGUCUUUCCUGAGUGA